This is a messenger RNA of Motacilla alba alba, 7277 nucleotides long. RefSeq names its product tryptophanyl tRNA synthetase 2, mitochondrial (gene WARS2). The record is from RefSeq and is a predicted model, not a curated record. Gene Ontology annotation, molecular function: ATP binding; tryptophan-tRNA ligase activity. Gene Ontology annotation, cellular component: mitochondrion; mitochondrial matrix. The transcript is spliced from 6 exons. Gene Ontology annotation, biological process: mitochondrial tryptophanyl-tRNA aminoacylation. NCBI's taxonomy places the organism in Eukaryota, Metazoa, Chordata, Aves, Passeriformes, Motacillidae. The coding region runs from base 108 to 1343 and encodes 411 amino acids.
CUGCCGUGGGCAAGGCCAGGCGGCUGCAAGGAUGAUGCAGGGAUGAAGGAAGCCUCGGAUGGGACGCGCUACUGAGACGAGCCUUUCCAAGGAGGAGGCAGGAGCCAAUGAAAUCGGGAAGCGACUACCUUCACCCCAACAAGGACCUGUGUCGACGCCGACGCCAGCGCCGCCCCUUCCCGGUAACCGCGCCCCACCAGCGGCCGCUCCCGCACGGCGCCUGCGGGACAUGCGCGGACCCUGCCAGGCUCCUGCCCCGCGUCCCUUCCCCCCGCCUCUUCCUUCCCGCCUUUGCCAUGGCGACACCGAGUGGCCUGAUCCGGGCCCUACACCGCGGGACCCUCGGCCAGAAUAUGGUUGUGGAUCGGAUUUUCUCUGGUAUCCAGCCAACUGGGACCCCUCAUCUGGGUAACUACCUUGGAGCCAUUCAGAACUGGGUGAAUCUGCAGGAAAAGUGCAGCUCUGUGCUCUAUAGCAUUAUGGACAUGCACUCUCUCACCAUGCCCAAGGAGCCAGCUGUCCUGCGCCAGAACAUCCUGGACACCACUGCUGCCAUCCUUGCCUGUGGGAUUGACCCCAAGAAGUGUCUCCUGUUCCGGCAGUCACUGGUUCCUGAGCAUGCAGAACUUGCCUGGAUUCUUGGGUGCUUAACUAAUGUGCCACGUUUGCUACGUUUGCCCCAGUGGAAGAUGAAACGUGCCAGCCAGAAUAGCGAAGGAACUGUUGGUUUGUUGACUUACCCUGUGCUUCAAGCAGCAGAUAUUUUGCUGUACAAGUCAACACGUGUUCCUGUUGGAGAAGAUCAAGUCCUGCACCUGGAACUAGCCCAAGAUAUAGCACAACAUUUCAACAAGAAAUAUGGAGAAUUCUUUCCUGUGCCCAAAGCCAUUUUAAGUACAACCAAGAAAAUAAAAUCCCUCAGAGAUCCAUCGGCGAAGAUGUCCAAGUCAGACCCACAGAAGUUAGCCACCGUUAACAUAGCAGACAGCCCUGAUGAAAUAGUGCUGAAAUUUCGCAAAGCUGUGACUGACUUUACCUCGGAGGUGACCUACGACCCCGCCGCUCGCCCCGGUGUCUCAAAUCUGGUGUCCAUUCACGCUGCAGUAACAGGGCUUAGCAUCAAAGAGGUGCUGCACCAAGCCACUGGGCUCGACACUGCUCACUACAAAAUGGUGGUAGCAGAGUCGGUUAUCCAAAAAUUUGCACCUAUCAGGAAUGAAAUCAAGAAACUCCAGGAAGACAAGUCUCAUCUGAUAAAGGUUUUAGAGGAUGGAGCAGAGAAAGCGAAAGAACUGGCUGCUCCUAUCUAUCAAGAAAUAAGGAGACUGGUGGGAUUUCAAUAGAAGCUGCUGAGUAGUUACAAGGACUUUUGUAUCAUGAGACAGAGAUUUUGUUAUUUGUAUCAAAAUCAUUUAUUAAUUAAUAAUCAUUUUGGUUUGAAACAAAAACUUUUUUUCCUGGAAGAUCCAAGGAGAACGUUGAAGGUGAUUACAUUAAAAAAUGUGCAAGAAGCCAGGUAUUUCCAGUGGGACCAGCAUUAAGCUUGUCUGACUAGUCAAAGAGGGAGGACAGAAGCAGUCACAAUUCACAAAGAAAUUGUGCAAAAGCAGAUUAUGAGGUUGCCUGUGUGGGUUUUUGGAUUUUUUCACUGACCACUGCAAGAAGCUGAAGUUUAGGUAAAGUGAUCAGAAUCUAGCAGAAGGAUUUGUAAUCCCCUCAAGAACAUACUUAGCUGUGUACGUGCUGUUGUUACAGAUGGACAGUUUAUCCUACUGGGGCUUAUUCAGCUUUGGUAUGGUGAUUGAACAUGUUCUUGGAUAACCAGAAUAAAAGUAAAGACUUAAAAAUAAACAGGAUGAUGAAGAGGGAACUUACUGCUUCUCCUUAUAGUUUCUUCAAAUUCAGUGUGAAUUACUUUCUUGUAUCUAUGUAGUUUGUAUGAAGUGAAUUUCACUUCUGCCAUUUGUGCCAUCCUGCUGGUCAGGUCCAAGGUACUUCAGUGAGAAAUGACAUGUGCUUCAGCUGCUGCUAUUUCACCUGCUGUUCUGUUUAACAGGCAGCUCCAGGAUUUUCAGUUCAGCAUCAAGUCUAGAAUUGCUUUAAAAAAUGUGUAGAAGAGAAGAUGUAAUCCCGAAUCAAAGAAAUCUUGGGUUGAGAAUCAGAGAACUUUCUGUAAAGUUUACAAAAUUGCUUCUUUAGAAAAUUGUGCUAAGGUCAGAGCCAGAAUAGAGUUAAAUAGAUCUUUGUGGACUCUUCACUACAGAGCCUUGAGAAAGUGUUGUGAUGGGAGAGUAGUGUUAGCCUGACCUGAUCUUAGGCCUCCCAAGAUCCACAGUCUUGGACUCACGGAUUGUGGCACUUGUUGGGAAUGUGUGGCAAAGGGGAAUUGCCAAAAGGAGACACCAUGUUCUGAAGAGGGGUAGUAGUACAUGUUAAAAGGUAAUGAAAGCCCUGCUGAUCCUGUGCCAGCAUAUUUAGCUGUGUCGUUACACUUCAUGGUGCUGUGUAUGAAAUUGCUGUACUGUAAAUUGAGUUAAUCCUGUGCUCUGGCAGCUCAUAACCACGCUAUGCCUGUGGCAUUUGUCAUGAAGGAUUGCAGUCUUACAUGACUGAGUUAGUAAAACAUGGCGGGGGGGGGGGUCUACAUAGUACUGUUGGUUGGUUGGUUGUUUUGGGGUUUUCUAAAAAGCAGUAUUUAGUUAAUUAUAGUGAGUUGAUUUAGAAAGAAAUAUUUAAUUUUCCAAAACAUAAAGCUGAGGACUGAGCGUCUCCAGAUCUGUGCUGAGACCUGUAUUUAUUUGUUAGGGAUCUGAAGAAGAGAACUGCCAUGCAAGAACAUGAUGAUGACAGAUUUUCUAAAAUUAGGCAAGACUAGAGGAGCGGAGUGGAUGGAGACAGACUGAUUGGAACCAAACUCAGUGUAGACAAGCCUAAGGUAAUGUCCUCUGGAAAGAAUAAGUAUAUUCAAAAAUUGUCUCUGGUUUUAAAUAAGCUGUAGUGGAUGAGGAAAGAACAUGUUAUAACUGUACAGAUUUACACAGUUUUACAAAACUUCUGUCAGUGUUUAACAGCUGCAUUAGAGCACUAAGAUGAAAAAUUAAGGCACACAAUUACUGCUGCUUCCUGAUUUGGCAUAAAAUGUUUGCUGUGGCGCUUUUUAAUACAGAUUGCUUUCUGCAAAGGUCCCACAGUAUGUACCUUGAGAGAAGCUAACACUGUCCUCAUGAAGACUCUGAAAAUCUUUAAUACUAGUGUAUCUAGUUUCUACCUGUACCUCUUUUUCACUAGCAAAGAUAGAAGCAUAUAUGCAAAAGACAACUCAGAGUUUCAAGGUCUCUUUACACUUCUGAUACUCAAAUUGCCUAAUAUAUAGGGUUGCCAUUCAACACACCUUUUCUGCAGUAGAAGUAAGAUAGGAGCAUUCAUGGGAGGGGUUGACACCAACAGGUGAUUUUGCUUUGUUACUUAAACUGUUCUGAGCAAUCUUUCCAAAACUGUUAGAUUCUUUCUCAGAAAAUUAUGUAAGUAAAGCAGGGAAAAAAACUUCAAAAGAGCCUUUUCUUUGAGGUAGGGGGUUUAAGGCAUUACAUGUUUAGCUGUGUUUCAAGCAAAUUCACUAAUUUGCCUCUUUUCAACUCAAUAAUACGUUGGGGGUUUUUCCUUCCCUUUCCCCUGUCAGUCAAACAAAUCUUAUUUGCCUGACCUAUUUCCUUCAAGUAAGGAAAUAUACAUGCUUUUUCAUCUUCAGAAAAGUUAAACUUGUGUAAAAUGAGUAUAUAAACCUACUGAUUGUUGACUAGGCUUUUCAUUUUUAUUGCUCCUGUGGAGGAAUUCUCAAAAUAACAUAUGUUUGGCUGGUGAAAUAAUCCCAAUUCCAUUAACAACCAUGAUCUUUAGAAUCCCUUGAGAGGAGACAACAAAGGUAGAUGUUUACAGGUAUCUGUUGCCUAUUUGAGUUUUCUUAGAGCAUGUUUUUUCUGCUAAGUUAACCAUCUUGGCACUCAGGUGGUUUAGCUGAGCUUGAAGCAAUGAGUUGAUUCCAAGCUACUCUCUCCACGUCUACCUCCCUGUUUCCCUUUGGGAAUGUCUUAUAAACACCCAUUCUGUAUAGGUUCUGUGGCAGUGUUUACUAAGGAGUGCAGUUGAGUUAGAACAGCUGUUUAGAGAACAGUGGUUGGAGAAGACUUGAUGCUUUAUGUUUCAUAGUUAUUUGUUUCACAAAACAAAUUUGUUUCACAUAAUUACUUGUUUCGCACAAACUCUAGUGCUGGGGAUUUAAUGUUUGUUUGCAACACGAUAGGUGCACUCCUGAAAUGCAUUUUCAUGUUUGUUUUUAUCCAAAUCACAUUCUCUAAGACUUCUCUGUGAUGUCAGCUGAAGUGCAGUUGGUGGGGAGUUUCUGCAGAAGCACACUCCUCAUCCCAGCUGCAGUGUGGUAGAGACAUGCCGUAUGUUAUUGUGGAAGUCACUGCGAGGUGUUCUUCUAGGACAGAGUGAGAAAAAGGUCCAAAUAUAUCUUUCCUAAUGGAAAUAAAAAGAGUCAAAAGGUGGAGAGGUGGAGAGAUAUCCUCAUCCCAUGCUGUGUUGCUCACUGAAGAAAAGGAAGCAGAAACAAUGAUUCUUUAUUUAGAAGGCAUCAGUAAUUUCUGCCUUAGACUCAAAAUCUCCUCUUUUGCCAUUCCUGUUAGUGCACCUGGCCCGCUGCAGAUCCAAACCAUUACAUAUGUGUCAGACAUAGCAUCUCCUAGUAAGACUCACUCACCUUUAGAGAUAAAACAUCAACUCCACAGUGAAUUACUUGCGAAAAUCUAACAAAAACAUUUAUACACUCGAGACAUCCAUUUUUCCAGCUGGUUGUUCCUAGGAAAUCAUGAAAUCACAUAGUGAGUCUCAGCACUGUGCUUUCAGUUUAGAGCACAGAGUAUACUCAGAAUUUUAGAUUCAGGAACAAUGUUUUCUGCAGCAGAGAUUCCAAAUGAUGGUUGGCCCCAUAAAUUGACUCUGGGACUGCUCCAGCAUAAGUCCCUGCCUCAUAUAGUGGGGUGCAUAGAUAUUGUACAUUAUACUGGAAUAUAAUUGUAACUCUUAAAAGAUGAUACUUAGUUUUCAUACACCAUGACCUGGCUUCUCAGAUUCCCCGGAAGGCUUUCUGCAUAGUUCUGAUUGAGUGUUUGUUCAUCUACAACCAAUUCAAGCGAAUCCUUUGCAGGAUUAUGGCUGCAUCUAUUAAAGGCUAGAGAAUUCAUAAAAAUGAGCUGAACGUCUAAGGAAGGACAGUGAAAUGGGGUCCUUGGGGACUGACUUGCAUCUAAAUGUUUUGGGAACCAUAGGUUAGCAAAGCAAAUGUUUUCUUAUCCUUGGUUAGGGAUAUUAUGAUCCUGACAACAGUGUAGCAGCAAAUACUGCUGAUGAAAGUGUGUUCUUUCAGCAGUUCAGCUUGGUUAGAUUUACGUUCAGUUCAAGGGAUGGAUCUUUCACCAUUUUGAUCUGUGCAUUUAAGCUCUUGGAUGCUGCCUACCUUUUUUUUUUUUUUUAUGACUGAUGGACUGCUGCACAGAGAGAUAGUCUAGCAAGCUAGUGGAGGAAGUCUAGUGGAAAAGGGGUUUUGUUCAGGAAAUAUAUUAUCUGUUCUUGACAGGAAAACAAAACCCCUCUUUCUGCUGUGUUGGACUGUCUAAUUCCCUUUUAAUUAUUUGAUCUAUUCAUUCUUUCUAGGCAAGUUUGACAGUAGCUGCAAGAAGAAUGUCAAUAUAUUGUGUAGUCAAAAGCCUUGGAAGAACCCAGACAUCUCUCAUCUUUUCUAAAAUCUCUUAUAUAGUAGGACUUUACUGUUAGCAUCAGCCAGUUUUGGUGAAAAUGCUGCAGCAAAACUGUAGUCAUAUGUGACAUUAAUUUAUCUGCUUAAAGCUUUGGUGUUUUGGUUUGGAUUUUUUUUUGCUCACUCAGCUGUGAAAGACGACUUCUUAAAUAUUGAAUUCCCAAGGACGCUUUUUAUUGCAUAGUCCUGUCCAGAUGACAGCUGAAGUAAUGGAAAAUUCUCUUUAUUAUCACAAAAGAUUCUGCUCUGAUUCUCACUGUCUUUUCUGUUAUUCUGUUUGUUGUGCUAAUGGUUGUAUUGUGGAAGGUUUGACUCGUAAGUAUUUAUUGUGUGUCAAUAAGAAAUCAUUUUACCUGCAACAGUCCCGUUUCAUUUUGGAAAUGGAAGAUUCACUGAUCAUUUCACUUGUAGGCAGCAGCCUUGGUGUCACAAUUGUUUUAUAUAAAACCAAAUGCCAACAUCCUGCACAGGUAAAGAGUUUAACACCUGGGAAGAUGUUCUGCCCCUGUUGUAAAUUGCUGUCACAGAACACCAUGACUGAAGAUGAGAUUAUCCACUACAGGAUUGGGCUCGUGCUGCCUGUGGACAUAAAAUUAAGCACUGAGCUUAACGUCUGUUGCACUGUCGUACUCUCAGCAUUCCAACAUGGCUGUGAGACGGGAGCAGAGCAAAUCUGUGCCACACCAGAAGGCUCAAUCAGUUCCAGAUGUGCAGCAUUUGCUGUAUGUGCAAGAUGAAAUGUCAAGACAAGAGUUGCAGAACAAAAAUCCUUAAAAGUUAUUAAAUGUUUAGAAGUAACAGCAUGCUUGUAAAGCUUGGCUUAUAAAGCCUGUGAUAGCAUGGUCUUAGCCUCACUCAUAGAGCUGACAGGAGCAGUCACACAGCUGAGUGCGAUGGUGACAUAAGGUAAGCCAUCUGCUCCCUCAGUACAAUAAUGUAAAGACAGUAUGAGUCUAAUUUGAGGGGUUACUGGAUUAACCCUCACAGGUGGGAAAUAAUAGCUCAUGGCAGAACAAGGUAGUACCACAUCUCUUGUGUCCUAAACCAGAUGCUCGCAGCUCAGGUGGGAACACAAAGCACAGAGAAGAUGCUACAUGGAUAGUGUCACUUGUCCCACGUGCUGUUGUAUCUAUGACUCUGCAAUUUCUCCAAUUUCAGUUUGGCGUGACUUUAUUUUCAUUCAUCAUUGUGAAGUGGCUGAGAAAAUUAAUGGAACUUUGGUUUGAAAUGCUGGAUGUAUGUUCUCUGCUGUCUUUGGUGAAAAGUUCUUUCCUGAUGCCCCAGGAUUUAUAGAAAGAAAUCAUUAAGCCAAAUAAGAAACUUAUCAAAACAAGGCUACUUUCUGGCAUUAUCCAGUUUCUGGUGUAGGUGGUUUCUGGCUUCAUUUACACUGUUUACCUUCAUGCUUCAUCCCCUAAGCCACAUCUCUCUCUGAGUAAAGUAAAACCUGUAUGUCGAA